Molecule: messenger RNA, 1756 nt
Organism: Microtus oregoni (creeping vole)
Lineage: Eukaryota; Metazoa; Chordata; Mammalia; Rodentia; Cricetidae
Gene: Prkaca
Product: protein kinase cAMP-activated catalytic subunit alpha
Exons: 10
Coding region: 195-1250 (351 amino acids)
Biological process (GO): peptidyl-serine phosphorylation
Cellular component (GO): cAMP-dependent protein kinase complex; nucleus
Molecular function (GO): ATP binding; cAMP-dependent protein kinase activity; protein kinase A regulatory subunit binding
Source: RefSeq, a predicted model, not a curated record
GCUGAGGCUCCCCCGCGGGCGGGCGCAGAGAGACGCGGGAAGCAGGGGCUGGGCGGGGGUCGUGGCGCCGCAGCCAGCGCAGCCAGCCCCAGGGGCCGCCGCCUCCGCUGCCCAGCGCGCUCCGGGGCCGCCGGCCGCCUUAGCACCCGCCGCGCCGCAGCUCCGGGACCGGCCCCGGCCGCGACGCCGCCGCGAUGGGCAACGCCGCCGCCGCCAAGAAGGGCAGCGAGCAGGAGAGCGUGAAAGAGUUCCUAGCCAAGGCCAAGGAAGAUUUCCUGAAAAAAUGGGAGAGCCCUUCUCAGAAUACAGCCCAGUUGGACCAGUUUGAUAGAAUCAAGACCCUUGGCACCGGCUCCUUUGGGCGAGUGAUGCUCGUGAAGCACAAGGAGACCGGGAACCACUACGCCAUGAAGAUCUUGGACAAACAGAAGGUGGUGAAGCUGAAGCAGAUUGAGCACACUCUAAAUGAGAAACGCAUCCUGCAGGCUGUCAACUUCCCGUUCCUGGUCAGACUUGAAUUCUCCUUCAAGGACAACUCAAACUUAUACAUGGUCAUGGAGUAUGUACCUGGUGGGGAGAUGUUCUCCCACUUACGACGGAUCGGAAGGUUCAGCGAGCCCCACGCCCGUUUCUACGCGGCGCAGAUCGUCCUGACCUUUGAGUAUCUGCACUCCCUGGACCUCAUCUACCGGGACCUGAAGCCCGAGAACCUUCUCAUCGACCAGCAGGGCUAUAUUCAGGUGACAGACUUCGGUUUUGCCAAGCGUGUGAAAGGCCGUACUUGGACCUUGUGUGGGACCCCUGAGUACUUGGCCCCUGAGAUUAUCCUAAGCAAAGGCUACAACAAGGCUGUGGACUGGUGGGCUCUCGGGGUCCUCAUCUACGAGAUGGCUGCUGGUUACCCGCCCUUCUUCGCUGACCAGCCUAUCCAGAUCUACGAGAAAAUCGUCUCUGGGAAGGUGCGGUUCCCAUCCCACUUCAGCUCUGACUUGAAGGACCUGCUACGGAACCUUCUGCAGGUGGAUCUUACCAAGCGCUUUGGGAACCUCAAGAAUGGGGUCAAUGACAUUAAGAACCAUAAGUGGUUUGCCACGACUGACUGGAUUGCCAUCUAUCAGAGAAAGGUGGAAGCUCCCUUCAUACCAAAGUUUAAAGGCCCUGGGGACACGAGUAACUUUGACGACUAUGAGGAGGAAGAGAUCCGGGUCUCCAUCAAUGAGAAAUGUGGCAAGGAGUUUACUGAGUUUUAGGGGUGUGCUUGUGCACCAUGGGUUUUCUUUCAUUCUUUCUUUUUCUUUCUUUCUUUUUUUUUCUUUCUGGUUGGGGGUGGGAGGGUUGGAUCGAACAGCCAGAGGGCCCUAGAGUUCCAUGCAUCUAAAUUAACACCCACUCCACACCCCCAGGUUAGGGAGAGCAGGAAAGCCAGAUAUGGGGAAGGGGCAACAUCAGCUGCUCCCCUUCUCCCCCACACGUCUCUGCCUGUUUUCAAUGGAUUUCUCAGCUCCAGUCACACCCAGUCUUACUGGUGUAUCCAAGGGCAGGGUCUGGAAAGAGGGGCGCAAAUUUGCCCCAGCCUCCACCCCCAAGCCAGCACUGGACACUAAGAGCGAACAGAAAAGCCAACCUUCCCUUCCAUGCAGUCCUACUUGGAAAGGGAGAUUUUAGUCACAUGUACAGAGGGCUGCUUGCUAGUAGGUUUUUUUUUCUUUUUUUUUUAAAUUUUCAUUUAAAUUAAGUUCCACCAGUGCCUCCCACC